This is a messenger RNA of Phragmites australis (common reed), 1910 nucleotides long. RefSeq lists its product as uncharacterized. The coding region runs from base 156 to 1649 and encodes 497 amino acids. NCBI's taxonomy places the organism in Eukaryota, Viridiplantae, Streptophyta, Magnoliopsida, Poales, Poaceae. The record is from RefSeq and is a predicted model, not a curated record. The transcript has 5 exons.
UCCACCCAUUUCUCUCGCUCUCUUUCUCUCUCUCUCUCUCUCCCCAUCGGAGGAGCACGCGGAGCCAAAACCCAGCCGGAGCAGAGACGCACCCGAGGAAACCCUAACCGCUCGCUGCGCAAUGGCGGUGGGGCGGUGACCUGAUCUGCCGGGCGAUGGGGAAGUCGGCGGGGGACCCGCCGGACUCGGCUGGAGGAGGCAGCGGAGGAGGAGGAGACGGGGAGGAGCCGGGCGAAGGGGGCCGCGGGCGGCGGCGGCGGUGGCGCUGCGCCGUGGCGGUGCUGCUCGGCGCGGCCGUGGUGCUGUCGGCGCUGUUCUGGCUGCCGCCAUUCUCGGCGCGGCGGCGGAGGGAGGAGGAGGCACGCCUGUACCGGUGGGGCUUAGCUGAUGUGGUUGCAAGCUUCAGGCUGCAAAGGAUGAUUUCCGAGCUUAAUGACAAUAAAUCAAAACUUGAGUAUGAUAUUUUUGAAGAGAUAGGCAUCAGCAAUUCUGCGGUGUCUGUAAUUUCCUUGGAUCCAAUCAGUGAAUCAAACUGGAGUACUGUAACUUUUGGAGUUUGGCCUUACCCUAGUAAUUCCACCAUAUCACCAACAGAGUUAAGCAUAUUGCGGUCAUCUUUGGUGUCCUUGGUUAUACAGCAGUCUGUCCUCCAUUUGACACCAUCGCUGUUUGGGAAUUCUACUUCUUUUGAGAUCUUGAGGUUUCCUGGUGGCAUAACGAUUAUACCUCCACAAAAUGCUUUUGUUCCUCAGAAGCCUGAUGGCUUAUUUAAUUUCUCGUUGAACUUUCCCAUCGACUUGGUACAAGACAAACUGAGCGAAUUGAAGGCCCAGAUGAAAUCCGGGUUAUUUCUUAAUGAUCGUGAGAUCCUAUAUGUCACAUUGACAAAUCUGUAUGGUUCAACAGUUGCACCUCCUACUGUUGUUCAAACAUCCGUUCUCCUGGCUGUUGGGGCAGAUAACAAACCGCCAUCCUUGCAAAGAUUGAAACAGUUGGCUCAAAGAUUGAGAGAUUCUUCUUCAGGAAACUUGGGUUUGAACCACACUGUAUUUGGCAGAGUUAAGCAGAUUAGCCUGUCCUCUUAUCUUCAGCAUUCACUGAACAACGCAGGCAAUGCUCAUUCCCCAAGUCCAGCUCCUCAACCCUAUAAUCAACCUCACUCAACCCACCAGAAUCAAAAUCAUGACCACCACCAUCAUCACCAAAUUCACCACCACUACCACCACCAUGACCAUAGUUAUCAGAGUUUGCAGCAUUUGACCCCUGCUCCUGCUCCUCUGCACAGCGCGCCGACUUUUCUGAGUUGUGAUUCUACCUGUACGCACAAGAAAGAACACAGCACUGCUGAGCACCAUUCAUCUCCCCACGGGAGUCCUCCUCUACUACCCCCUAUCGCACCUGUAGCUUCUCCAAAUAGUUAUGAAGCUUCAGGUCCAUAUGUAGAUCCACCAUUAUUUCAUCCAAGGAUUCCAUCAUCUCCACUUCCUGCUGUGUUUUUUCAUGCAAUGCCACCGGGUAUGGGAACCUCCAAGCCUGCCAACAAGUUCUCAUCAAUAUCACCUGCGUCAUCUAUCUCGUUUGCCCCCAGCUUAUCUUCCGACUGGUGGGUCAUUACAUCACUUCUAUAUCUGCCCAUGCAACUAUUGUAGAGAUGGAAUGUUUCUCAUCCAGGCGAUGAAGUUCAUGCUGAAGCUUGGAUCACUAUUUUGCAAAUGAUGCUGGGUAUCGAAAACAUUGGAUGGCUGUCUUUGGUCAUCCCUUACUGGAUGUAAAUAUGUGUAUAAUGCAGCAGAGGAGUGUACAAUCAUGGCAGUAAUGAUGGCAGGCCCACAGUUGUCUUACAUCCCCUGUGCUGCUUUGUACAAUCAUGCGCAGAUCAAAUAAAGAUAUUGCGUUUUUGUUGAAGGUUA